AAAUGUUUAAAACUACAUAAAAAAUAUGGAGAAUUUGAAAAUACUUUUCUUUUAUCUUCAAAGUGUCUUGCUUUGAUCUUCUUAUAAAUGGUGUUUGUUUAUGUGACGAUAAAAAAAACCUACUGUCUGUCGCUGAAAGGCUAAAGCGGAAGCUGUUUGACAAAAGCGGAAGUACAACGGAGGGAACUAUCUCACCUGAGAACGAACACACUGCAGUCUGACUGAAACCAAAACAAGCGUCUGACUGAUUUUAUAUUUCCACCAAAUACUUCACAAACACAUCGAGAGUCACGGUGUCACAGUGGAAAUCCACGCAGGUCGAAAAUGGACAAUCAUUUAUUUAACCUGAAGUUUGCUGUGAAGGAGCUGGAGCGCAACUCGAAGAGGUGUGACAAGGAUGAGAGAUCGGAGAAGAACAAAGUGAAGCAGGCCAUCCAGAAGGGAAACAUGGAGGCUGCCAGGAUCCACGCGGAGAAUUCCAUUCGCCAAAAGCAUCAGUCCCUCAGCUUCCUGAGGAUGAGCGCUCGCGUGGACGCCGUGGCCUCCAGGGUCCAGUCUGCAAUCACCAUGAACCAGGUGUCCAGGUCCAUGACUGGAGUGGUCAAGAGUAUGGACGACACGCUGAAGAGCAUGAACCUGGAAAAGAUCUCUGCGUUAAUGGACAAGUUUGAAAAACAGUUUGAGACUCUGGACGUGCAGACGGCUCACAUCGAGGAGACCAUGGGGAACACCACCACCCUGGCCACCCCCCAGAGUGAAGUGGACAGACUGUUACAUCAGAUGGCUGACGAGGCAGGCCUGGAGUUGAACCUGGAGCUUCCUCCGGGCCAGUCUUCCUCCCUGGCUUCUACCGUGGCCUCGGCUGAGCAGGACGAGCUCUCCCAGAGGCUGGCCAAACUGCGCCACCAAGUGCCACAGUGAAGAAAGGCAGUGUAGGAGGGGGAGGAGGAGGACGAGAGAGUGGAGAGGAGAAGAAAACGUUCCUGUAAAAGACGACUUCCAGGUUUGUUUCUUAUACAGGGACCAAAACAUCGGAGCAGAGCAUCAUCGUUCCUUCCUCCCUUUGUUCAAACAGGUCAAGAUGAGACGUAGAAUAUCUGAGAGAAAUCUGACCAAAAAGAAGCAUAAAAAAAACGUUACGAAACAGAGACAGAAUCAACAGAUGAGGACGAGAGGAUUUCAGUGUGUUUUCUGUAAAAUCACCAUGGCGACCACCUGACCAUGAACACAACUGAAAUCAUUUGAUCCAAAACUUUCCAUCAGUAGUGAUGCCUGAAAAACACCUGGGUACAGUCCAGUGAUUAUCAAAUGGUGGCUCACCGCCCAAAUCUGGCCCACGGAGCUAUCCAAUCUGGCCGGAACUGGAUUCUAAAAUAAACAUCCAAUAAUAGACUAAGAGAAAAAGUGAUUUUGAUUUCAUUUUAUAUGAGGGUCCAACAAAUAUAGUUGACGUUAACAUUUACUCUGAUAAAGAACUACAUACUGCAGUAUUUGUAGUAUUACUGAUGUGUUCAGGUAAAAGCCCCCCACCGCCCCCCCCUCCUGUUUUUCCAUCCUUCACUUUCUCUCCCACAACGUGGAACAGAUGAGAGGUCAAAGGUGUCACCUGUGGAGGAAGCAACCCUCCGCCGCUCGCAUGCCAGCGCCUCAUUACACACACACAUACACGCGCUUGUCCCUCGGGAGGUGAUUCUCAGCUGGCAGCCAUUACAGGUGCAGCCGCGGCGUGCACACCAGCAUCACCACGUGAACACGUCAGCACCGCCGCCGUCGCUGGUGCUGAUGUGAUUCCUGCAGAGUGACACGGCUGACCUCUGACCCCCGCCCUGUCCUUUCCAAUCAUCAUCAGCGCCGACUUAAACCACGUUCACAAUCAUCAUCAGUGGCCCCCGACUGACACGCUCUCUAUUACCAAAUACUUUGAUGAGUGAGAUGUGAGCAUGUGCUCUCUCCCCCCCAGCUCCCCACCCCAGGCCUCUAGGGGGCCCCGCGUCGCUCUGAUCCCAGCAGUUGUCAGUCAUUUUCCACGCCGCAGUUAAAUCAUCCGAAAUGAACAUUCCACAUGACUCACGGUCAAAUCACGGCGAGCUUUGUUUUAAUCUCUGCAAAGACCGCGGCGACCGGCGCGUCGUGAUUAAA
Messenger RNA from Cynoglossus semilaevis (tongue sole), 2139 nucleotides. Its product is annotated as charged multivesicular body protein 1b-like. Gene Ontology annotation, biological process: vacuolar transport. The transcript is spliced from 8 exons. The record is from RefSeq and is a predicted model, not a curated record. Bases 325 to 921 code for a protein of 198 amino acids. NCBI's taxonomy places the organism in Eukaryota, Metazoa, Chordata, Actinopteri, Pleuronectiformes, Cynoglossidae.